AUGCCAACAGAACAAGAGGUGAAGAAUGUGAUUUUUACUUUAAAUGGGAAGAGUGCUGGUGGACCUGAUGGGUUCACAAGAAUUUUUUAUCAGAAAUGCAGGAAUAUCACAGGAAAGGAUAUUAUUGAUAUGAUCCAGAUGCUUCAUAUUGCUGUUCCCAUUAUAUUAUUACUAUUGAUUCAUGAAAGAUUGGCUGAGGGGUUGCCUGAUAUUAUCUCCCUAAAUCAAGCUGGAUUUGUGAAAGGUAGGAGUAUAGUGGAAAAUGUGCUACUUACUCAAGAAAUCAUUGCUGACAUAAGAUUGAGUACUAGAAUAGCCAAUGUGGUAAUGAAAUUGGAUAUGACUAAGGCUUAUGAUAGGGUUUCAUGGAUAAUUAGUAAUAACUGGUACUCAGUGCUCAUUAAUGGUCAACAACAAGGUUUUUUCCAGUCUUCAAGAGCGGUCAAGCAAGGGGAUCCUUUAUCCCCUACUUUGUUUAUUUUGGCUGCAGAGGUGUUGACAAGAAAUUUGAAUAGAUUACAUCAAAUUCCUCAAUUUAGAGGUUUUGGAAUGCUAAGAAGGAGUCCCAAAAUCAAUCAUUUGGCAUAUGCAGAUGAUAUGAUUAUAUUCACUUCAGCUGAUGUAAUGUCAUUGCAAUUAAUCAUGGAAAAGGGGGAGAUGUUAUCUUUUGAAGGAAGAGCUGGUCUAAUCAAACAUGUUUUGCAAGGAAUGCGUAUUCAUCUAUUAUCUGCAAUGAAUCCCCCAGAUAGUGUGAUUAAGAAAAUGCAUAAAAUGUUUGCUCAAUUCUUUAGGAGUAACACUAUUGGGGGAAAGAGCAGGCAUUGGAUUUCUUGGAUCAAGAUGUGCAUACCAGAAAAGGAAAGGGGAAUUGGAUUUAGAUCUAUGCAUGAUGUAUAUAUGGCCCUAUAUUGUAAGAUCUGGUGGAAUUUUAGGACUCUACCUUAUUUAUGGAGUUCUUACAUGAGUAACAAAUAUAGCAAAAAGAUACAUCCUGUGAUAGUGCAGUGGAAGUAUGGAACACAAACUUGGAAGAAAAUGUUGCAAGCAAGGGACCUCAUAGAGCGACAUAUUUGGUGGCAAGUGAAGAUGGGAGAUGCUCAGUUUUGGUAUGACAAUUGGACAGGGUUGGGAGCUCUUUACUAUGUUAUUGGCAAUGAUUUUUAUGAUGAAAGGUUUGAAAAUGUGAAAGAUAUGGUGACUGAUGGAAGAUGGGAUGUUGACAAGCUUAGAGAAGUGUUAUCUGAAGAGAUUGUACAACAUGACACAAGCACUAUAAUCUCUCCUCAUGCAGAAAAAAGAUGGACAACCCUUGGUGCUUACUUGAUACAAGAGGAGAGUUCUCUGUGA
Messenger RNA from Lycium barbarum (goji berry), 1347 nucleotides. RefSeq lists its product as uncharacterized. The transcript has 5 exons. NCBI's taxonomy places the organism in Eukaryota, Viridiplantae, Streptophyta, Magnoliopsida, Solanales, Solanaceae. The record is from RefSeq and is a predicted model, not a curated record. The coding region runs from base 1 to 1347 and encodes 448 amino acids.